CUCAGAGCCUGCAGGAGGAAAGUUUCGCUUACCCGGGGAGAGAGGAGCGAACAUGGCAGCGCGAUGGUGGCUUCGGUGUGUCUCUGCUACCGUGGCAGUGGCGCUUCUGCUCGUUUACCGAGUUCCGUCGACCUCUGCCCAAAGAAAGAAGGAGAUGGUGUUAUCAGAAAAGGUUAGCCAGCUGAUGGAAUGGACCAAUAAAAGGCCUGUAAUAAGAAUGAAUGGAGACAAAUUCCGUCGCCUUGUUAAAGCCCCACCGAGAAACUACUCUGUUAUUGUCAUGUUCACUGCUCUCCAACUUCAUAGACAGUGUGUCGUGUGCAAGCAAGCUGAUGAAGAAUUCCAGAUCCUGGCAAACUCCUGGCGAUACUCCAGUGCAUUUACCAACAGGAUAUUUUUUGCUAUGGUGGAUUUUGAUGAAGGCUCUGAUGUAUUUCAGAUGCUAAACAUGAAUUCAGCUCCAACUUUUAUCAAUUUUCCUGCAAAGGGGAAACCCAAACGAGGUGACACAUAUGAGUUGCAGGUGCGGGGUUUUUCAGCUGAACAGAUUGCCCGGUGGAUAGCAGACAGAACUGAUGUCAAUAUCAGGGUAAUACGACCCCCAAAUUAUGCUGGUCCCCUUAUGUUGGGAUUGCUUUUGGCUGUUAUUGGUGGGCUUGUGUAUCUUCGAAGAAGCAAUAUGGAUUUUCUCUUUAACAAAACUGGAUGGGCAUUUGCAGCAUUGUGUUUUGUGCUUGCUAUGACAUCUGGUCAAAUGUGGAACCACAUAAGAGGACCACCAUAUGCUCAUAAGAAUCCCCAUACAGGACAUGUGAAUUAUAUACAUGGAAGCAGCCAAGCCCAGUUUGUAGCUGAAACACACAUUGUUCUUCUGUUCAAUGGUGGGGUGACCUUAGGGAUGGUACUUUUAUGCGAAGCUGCUACCUCUGACAUGGAUAUUGGAAAGCGAAAGAUAAUGUGUGUGGCUGGUAUUGGACUUGUUGUAUUAUUCUUCAGUUGGAUGCUCUCUAUUUUCAGAUCUAAAUAUCAUGGAUAUCCAUAUAGCUUUCUGAUGAGUUAAAAAAGAUCCCAGAGAUAGACACUGGAGUAAAGGAAAUUGAAAACCAUAUAUUUGAAAAGAAGAAUUCAAUUUGUGUAUUUUAUAUUACCUCUUUUUUUUUCAAGUGAUUUAAAUAGUUAAUCAUUUAACCAAAGAAUAUGUGUAGUGCCUUAAGCAAUUUCCUGUCAAAAUCAUAAAGCAUUUGGAUAAGAUUCUCCUUUUCAUUACCUUCCCCCUCCCAGUGAACUUUAUGGAGCAUUUAAUUUUGUAGAAUUAAGUAUAUUAUAAAUAUUUUUAAAUUGCUACUUCAUUUUAAUUAGGACAAGGCUCAAAAUGGCUUUAGUUAACUUUUGGUCAUCUAAUUUCAUACUGUCUUAACCAAAAGAGAGGAAAGAAUCCUGGACAGGUGUUCCCUCAUGUCUGCUGCAGAUAACUGCAUCAGUAAUCCAUUCUUAGUUUUUCCAUCUUUGCAUGGAUAUGUAUACUUUGCAUGACUUCCUUUUAGGCAGAGAAAUCCUGAGUGUUAUAUGGUUUCCUUAAAGUGGAAGACAAUUUUCAGAGUAUACUUCUAGCCUUUAGGGCAAAGGCUAGCCAGUCCUCUUCCUCCUAAGUCUUUCCUACAGAAAUACAGUGAUCUUUAUGCUUAUUGGUAGCUAUAGACCUUAAAAAAAAUCUCAAUACAUAAUUAUGAUUUCUGCAUGAGUGUGAUGGUAACUGCCUUGUAUUUGGAAAGAUUUCGGAUUCAUUCCAUCUCCCUAGUAUUCUUUUAUUUAAAGUGGCCCAUCUCUAAUAAAAAUGUAGCUUAGGGCUAAAUCACUGUAAUUUAUAAAUGGCUUAAAAUGUUUCUGCUGAUUAGAGAUUCUCACUUAUUUCAUUUGUUCUUAAGUGAAGCAUAGCCUUACACAUAGAUCAGCUGAAGUUGAUUCUGUAUUACUGUUACAAUAUAUUUCAUUAACCGUUAUGUUUAAGAAGAGGACCUAAAGUAGGGAAAGAAAAUCAUGAAAUAUUGAGUUGUUGCCUGUGUAUAGAAAUUAAGUGUUUCUUGAAAGCUGUUCUGUUUUGGCCAUUUUAGCCUUUAUUCUCUCCUUUUAAGUGGAGAAACAAAGUAAAAAUUUGAAGGGGUUUUUGAAUUUUGUCUUUUUCUCUUCAGUGGAGAUAGCCAUAUGUGCUAACCAAAUUUCUGUGAAGUAUGUAAAUUAAUGGUUAUCAUUAGCUAUAACUAUAACCUCCCUCAUAGUUAUCAAAAGUAACCUGAAAUGCCACUAUUAUGGAAGCAAAUUGUGAUUGUGACAAAAAAUUUUAAAUAAUUUUUAGAAAUAUCACAUUUUAAAACAAACUACUGUAACUGCCUCUUCCUAUUACCAUCUAUUAAUCCUCCCAUGUGAUACAGAAUUUUACUGAAGGAGGUGGAUAUAAUUGCCUCAGAAGAAAUGUUUUAUGUGAGUUUUUGUUUUUAGUUUUUUGUUAGUAGAUUUGGUGGGUGGGAGUUAUGUGGAGACACGUUUUUGUUAAUUGCUCCCUCUAAAUUGUGUGAUUUUGGAUCCCUUUUUCUGCUGUUCUUGUAUUUGUCUAAGGCCAAAGUAAUUUAUGCUGUGAUUCUUACGGUUGAGACUUGUGUAAAAAUGCCCUGAUUUUUACAAACUGACCAGGGGAAUACGACUGCUAUUUAAUCUGUAUAGCUCCAGAUAAUUUGCCAUGAGCACUGAAAGAAUGAAAGUUUUUCAAAUUCGUUUUGUCUCCCUUACUUUUAAGAGCACAUUCUUCUUCUAUAAGGAGAAAAGUGGUAGUCUGGCUAAAAUCUGUGGAAAGCAGAUUUACUACACUUAAAAUACUGUUACUUUUGUGGAUAUUUUGAAAUUAGCUCUCAUCUGAAGUGCCUUAAGUAUACUCUUAAUUUACUUUUCUAGUAAUGGUUUAAACAUCACUUGUUAUGCAUUUUUAAAAUACUAUGGAGAAUGACACAUUGUAGUGGCAAAAAUAAUGAACUCUCUGGCUAUUUGCUUUUGACUGUUUCAAUAAACUUUUACAAUCUGAA
Messenger RNA from Choloepus didactylus (southern two-toed sloth), 3074 nucleotides. It is a transcript of the gene MAGT1, whose product is annotated as magnesium transporter 1. The coding region runs from base 53 to 1060 and encodes 335 amino acids. Lineage: Eukaryota; Metazoa; Chordata; Mammalia; Pilosa; Megalonychidae. Gene Ontology annotation, cellular component: oligosaccharyltransferase complex. The record is from RefSeq and is a predicted model, not a curated record. The transcript is spliced from 10 exons.